This is a messenger RNA of Prorocentrum cordatum, 309 nucleotides long. The record is from the annotation of a GenBank genome assembly. NCBI's taxonomy places the organism in Eukaryota, Dinophyceae, Prorocentrales, Prorocentraceae.
AUGAGGAGGAAGUUAUGGCAGAUGAUCGUGAUUCAAGAGAUCGUUCCUUCAUCCACAGGCACGGAAUUACUUUUUUCUUUUCUUUUUCUCUUUUUGAUCUUCUCUUUUUAUGAUCAAAAAGAAGAGACAAAAGAAAAGAAAAGUAAUUCUAUGUGCCCGUGGAUUAAUGAAGGAACGGUGGGCCCCAGAGAUCUUGCCUUUCAUUUCCUGGGUUUGAUGAGAUCUCAUCUUCAGGAUGAGAUCAAACCACAGGAAAUUAAGAAAGGCAAGACUCUGAUCUGGGCCCACAGACAGACGGUGAAGACAUGA